Oncorhynchus nerka (sockeye salmon) is the source of this 3027-nucleotide messenger RNA. It is a transcript of the gene gstcd, whose product is annotated as glutathione S-transferase, C-terminal domain containing. The record is from RefSeq and is a predicted model, not a curated record. The coding region runs from base 169 to 2118 and encodes 649 amino acids. Gene Ontology annotation, cellular component: cytoplasm. The transcript has 13 exons. NCBI's taxonomy places the organism in Eukaryota, Metazoa, Chordata, Actinopteri, Salmoniformes, Salmonidae.
UAAUUUCAAUGUAUCAUAGUUUGCUUGAUUGUCAGAACAGCAGAAACGAGGCAUGGGCUAACUAUGUAGAGCACUAGCUAAAUGUAUACCUAGCUAGACAGCUACUACCUAGCUAACAGUAGGUUUGAUUGACACCAAUAUUCAACCUAUUGCGUACCUCCUGUCACAAUGACGCAGACAGACCCACAUCAGGAGCAGUCAGAGUGUCUCUACCUGGAAUUAUCAUCCCAAAACGAGCAGCCCUCUGUUCCCCUACACACCUCCAUCUCACUCUUCCUCCUGUCUUACUGCGAGUGCACAUCAUUCAAAGUCUUCCUCGUCUCUGCCAAGCCUGACACACAAAGCUCACAGUCCUGGAAGUCACAGGUACCAACGUCUUUAGCUGUCUCGAUGGUCCAUGUCAAGGACCUGCCUGUGUUGGUGAGGGGCUGCCGUCUCCCCGCCGUACUGGAUGAGACUGGGAGGUACUGCAGGGCCGGGCUGGCUGUGGUGCUCAGGCAUAUUAUAGACAGGACCUGUGAGGCAGACCCCAGAAGGAAGGAUGCAGCAUCACUGCUAGGGUUCAAGAAGACCUGUCUGAAGGCCUGCGCUGAGGUGAGCCAGUGGACCAGGCUGUGUGAGCUCAGUAUCCCCUCGGCCGUGGAGGCCCACCUCCGGCAGCCCACUAACCCAUCCCUGCACCUCCCCUCUGCCCUCCUCAACCUUGAAAAGACACUAGGCGAGCCCGUCAAGGUGCACAACGAUGACAAGAUCCGCCGGCAGAAGCUCCAGCAGCAGCAGAAGAACCACCAGAAGAAAAUCUCUCAGGACCUCCAAGAGGACCAAGGGACAGACGUCACCCAGCCCCAGGAUUCGCAGUCUGCCAACGGGCUAGAACUCCAAGCAGCCUUGGCCAAGCUGUAUGUGGAUAGUGGUGCAGUUCCGUCCACGACCAUUAGGGAGAGCUCUGACAUCAGGAAAGUGAAGACCACAGAGCUGCCGCAGCUGGAGCAUGUGUUUGCCGAGGGGCUGUACUUCACUCUGACUGAUGUGGUGUUGCUACCUUGUAUCCAUCAAUACCUGAGCUCCCUCCAGAGCCACAACGCCAGCGCGCUAUCCCAGCUGCCUCUCUUGCUGCGCUGGUACCUCCAGGUCCAGGAAGUCCCCGGGGUCCCCAGGGCGGCCCAGGCCUGUGGGAUGGCCCUCUCCACCCCCAAGGCCCUCACUACCGGCCCCCCAACCAUAGCCGAAACACAACAGUCCAGCCAAGCAAAUCAGGAAAGCCUGGAGAUGACGAUGAAGGAGGUGCACUUCGUUGGAGGCCCCAGGCCCACGAUGACUAAACUCAAAGAGAGGGGUAUUGAGGCCGUCUUCUCACCUCAUCCUUGCCCCUCCUGGACCCUCCCCUGGGACAGCUUACCGGAGGCCGUCAACCCAACUGAAGGGAAGAUGUCUGACGUCCGCGCCGCGAGGAAACGGCAGCAGCUGAACAACCUGGUCGCCAUGGCGACGGAGCUGGCCCGACCGGGGGACACAGUGGUGGAUUUCUGCAGCGGAGGGGGCCACGUCGGGAUCGUUCUGGCUCACACGCUGCCCGACUGCCAGGUGAUCCUGAUAGAGAACAAGGAGGAGUCUCUGGUUAGGGGGAAGGUGAGGAGUGCUGAACUGGGCCUGACCAACAUAGGCUUCAUCCAGGCCAACCUGGACUACUUCACUGGACCCUUCCACAUAGGGGUGGCCCUCCAUGCGUGUGGCGUUGCGACAGACAUGGUGGUAGAGCAGUGUAUCCAGGCGGGAGCGACCUUCGUGGUCAGCCCCUGCUGCUACGGCUUCGUCCAGAACACACUGAAGUUCACCUUCCCCAGGAGCAAAAGGUUUCUGGAGACACUGAGUUACAAGGAGCACAUGAUCCUCUGCCGCUUCGCAGACCAGACAGCUGUCCAGCUGCCUUCAGAACGACGCUUAAUAGGUAAACAGUGCAUGGGCCUGGUGGACCUGGACCGCUCCUGGGCAGCAGAGACUCAUGGGUACUCUGUCAGGGUGAUGACCAUGGAGCCAGACAGCUGCUCCCCCAAGAACAACAUGCUGGUGGGUGUUGCUGGAGGUGGGGCUGGAGGGGACAACUAUGCCACACAGUAAACCAGAGGCAUGUUCAGUUGGCACCCAAAGGAAGGUUGAAAAACAAAAGGAACUACCUCGACUUGUCCAAUAAGAAGACAGAUUUACGUUUGUUGUUGCAAAAUGGUUUGCUACGGUUUUGCCCUAAUGAUCACGACCCAGGGUUGUGUUCAGUCGGGAGAAAACGUCUUGAAACCAAGUGAAUCAGGGAGGGAGGGACUUGUAAGAAGAACAUAGAACAGGACCCAACAUACAGUCCGUUUCAAACUGAGAAUACAGCACUGUAAGGAAACAAAAAGCAUCAGUCGCUGGACCAAGAUACUAAGUCAAAUCAAUCAUCUCGGAGGAGUUGAGGGAUUUGUCUUGAGAUCAGAGAAGAAUGAAUCACCCUGGUUGAAUUGAUGAUGAUGAUAUUUGACCUAUAAUCAAGAAAAAGCCCUUUAGACCCUUUUCCCUAAUGAUGAUCUGGGGCAGGUGUCCAAGUGUUUCGUUCUCUUGGAAUGGUUUUAUAGGUAUUGGAACUGAGCAAUGUCUUUAUUUUAUCCCUUAAAUGAGUUUUAAUGAGCGGGCAAUUAUGUGGAUAUUGAAUUAAUAAACACACUGGAACUUGAGUAUAUUCCAAAAGUCUUGUACAAUGUUUAUUUUUAACCAUUUACUUUGCUCUAUUACUUCAUCCACACCAGGGCUCGCAACUGUUGAUUUGAUAUACAUUUAGGUCACUGCAUUAUGUAGCUGGAUUGAUAUUUUAGUUCUGUUUCAAACCUUAGUUCUGUUUCAAAAGUGUCUUAACUCGUAAAGCCUGCUUCUUACCAUUUCUAUUUUCUAUUUUUUGCCAAAACUAUUCUUGUCUGCCCCAACAGGAUUUACAUGAAGUAAAAUGAAUGUUCCUACCUCAAAACAGGGGGAAAAUAAAUUGAUCAUAUUUCCACA